GGAGGAGAAAGGCAGAGAUUGCUGGGACAACAACUGAAAAACAUAUACCAAAAUAAAUCAUUCUCUUGAAAGAACCCGCCAGCAUGAAGACCGCCCUGUGUGUCGCUUUCUUCGUCGUGACUCUUUGCCUGGUCUGUGAGGCUGUACAAGUCCAGGAAGGCGAUUUUUCCUUUUCAUUGGACUCGGUGAAAGUUCUCCAGCAGUUGACCGAUCAACCACGAACACAAAACCCCCGGUUGGCCAAGACGAGCUACUUUUCUGUAUGUUCCAAUCCAACCCUGCCACAGGAGUUUGUGCCCCUGUGCAUGCAGAGAGGAGCAACAAUGUCCUUUGCUAGGCUAGCAUCUGUGCCUGUGGAUGUCUGUGAAAUAUGUGCUUUUGCGGCUUGUACUGGCUGUUAAUUCUUCCCAUCAUCCCAAUGCUUGAUCAUCCACUUAAUAAAAAACACAUAUUUUCAAACAACGUUCUCAUAGUUAGUUGACUAUACGAAGGUUGCGAAUGUCGCCCAAAUGGCGAAGCACACCGUUUAUGAAAUGUUACUUAAACUUCCUUCCCCUCUUUCCUUUCCCUCAUUUUGUUUUGUUACAGCACUUAUUUCAUUUAUUUAAUAAAGAAAUGUCUUUUUUAUUUUUUCUAUUUCUCAGUUUUGCUGGGUUUUAUACUCCUUUGUGUGUGGCCUCAGUGUUCAAUAAAAUGCAUUGAAAAUCUG
Messenger RNA from Pimephales promelas (fathead minnow), 709 nucleotides. RefSeq names its product guanylin. NCBI's taxonomy places the organism in Eukaryota, Metazoa, Chordata, Actinopteri, Cypriniformes, Leuciscidae. Gene Ontology annotation, cellular component: extracellular region. Gene Ontology annotation, molecular function: guanylate cyclase activator activity. The record is from RefSeq and is a predicted model, not a curated record.